GGGUGCAGAGGUCCCUCCAUCCAUCCCGUCCUGUCAGUGUGCAGACCUCCACCACUGAACCACCUUCACUUCAUUCAAAAACUGCAGAACUUUCUCCAGGACCUCAAGGCUGAAGGACAUUUCAACUUUUCACCGUAAAAAAACUGCGGAAGCUGCUGCACUCAUGGCUGUCGUCAGGUUCUACAGUAAUGAAGCGGUGAACGGGCGAGCCUUACAGAGGGCGGCCAAGCUCUACCCGCAGCUGUCCGUCUCCUCUGAGCUGUGCUACAACGUGGAGCUGACAGGCUGUGAGAGUCUCGCUGCCGAGCAGAGGGAGGUGCUCCUGUGGUUGUUUCGCCCGCCCCUGCAGGCCGAGCCGCUGUCCGAGACCCCAAACCUCUCCGAGGGCAACGGGGAGAAACUGGUGGAGAUUGGACCCAGGCUGAACUUCUCCACCGCCUGGUCCACCAACGCCGUGUCCAUCUGCCAGAGCGCCGGCCUCGCUAACGUCACCCGGGUCGAGCUGUCUCGCAGGUUUCUAAUCAAGCCAAAGAGCGGCGGGAGCGUGACGGAGCUGAAUGGAGACACGAAGAAGCUGAUUGAGUGUCUGUACGACAGUAUGACAGAAUGCAUCUAUCAGCAUCCCAUCACCUCCUUCGCCGUGGAAACCAAACCGCAGCCGGUGUUCGAGGUGGACGUCGUGGGGAAGGGUCGGGCAGCUCUGGAGGCGGCAAACCACGAUCUGGGUCUGGCCUUUGACUCCUGGGAUCUGGACUACUACACCUCGAUGUUCCAGAGGAUUAACAGGAACCCCACCAGCGUGGAGUGUUUCGACCUGGCCCAGUCCAACAGCGAGCACAGUCGUCACUGGUUCUUCAGGGGGCGGAUGGAGAUCGACGGGCAGGAGCAGAAGGAGACGCUCUUCAGUCUCAUAAUGGACACCCAGCGGCACAGCAACCAGAACAACGUCAUCAAGUUCUGCGACAACAGCAGUGGUAUAAGAGGGAUGGAGCUGGAGUGUGUUUACCCAAAAGAUCCAUCCCAAGCCAGCGCGUAUGAGACACGGCGUUCACUGAGACACGUCAUCUUCACAGCAGAGACGCACAACUUCCCGACAGGUGUGGCGCCGUUCAGCGGAGCCACCACGGGGACAGGAGGUCGGAUCAGAGACGUCCAGAGUGCUGGACAGGGGGGCCACGUCAUCGCCGGCACUGCAGGAUACUGCUUCGGCAACCUGCACAUACCAGGUUACGUCCUCCCCUGGGAGUCUGAAGGAGAAGGCUGGGAGUAUCCGUCCAGCUUUGCUCCUCCGCUGCAGGUUGCGAUUGAGGCCAGUGAUGGAGCCUCAGACUACGGAAACAAAUUUGGAGAACCUGUCCUGUCAGGUUUCGCUCGUUCUUUCGGCAUGCGGCUGCCUAACGGCGAGCGGCGGGAAUGGAUUAAGCCAAUCAUGUUCAGCGGUGGUCUCGGCUCUAUUGAAGACACACAUGUGAAGAAAGAAGAGGCAGAGACCGGAAUGGAAGUGGUGAAGAUCGGAGGGCCGGUGUACAGAAUCGGCGUGGGAGGAGGAGCGGCCUCUUCUGUACAAGUCCAGGGGGACAACUCGAGCGACAGGGACAUGGGUGCGGUGCAGAGAGGCGACGCUGAGAUGGAGCAGAAGAUGAAUCGGGCUCUCAGGGCGUGUCUGGAGAGAAGCAGCGGGAACCCAAUCUGCAGUAUACAUGAUCAGGGGGCGGGAGGAAACGGUAAUGUGCUUAAAGAGCUCAGUGAGCCAGCAGGAGCCGUAAUCUACUGCAGCAGAUUCAAGAAAGGUGACCCCACGCUGAGUGUGCUGGAGCUGUGGGGAGCAGAGUAUCAGGAGAGCAACGCCCUGCUGCUCCGUCCGUCAGACAGGAGCUUCCUGGAGAGGGUGUGUCGGAGGGAGAAGUGUCCCGUCGACUUUGUGGGAAACAUCACCGGAGACGGAAAGAUUGUGCUGGUGGAUGACGAGGGAGACGGUGGCGAUGAAGCCGACAGACGGCGUCAUCCUGUCGACCUGCAGCUGGAGUGGGUUCUGGGCAAAAUGCCACAGAAGGUGUUUAAGAUGGAGCGUCUGGCUCCGACCCGUCAGCCUCUGGCUCUCCCUGCAGGACUGACAGUCAAAGAUGCGCUGGACAGAGUUUUACGUUUGCCUUCUGUAGCGUCCAAACGCUACCUGACCAACAAGGUGGACCGGUCUGUGACUGGGUUGGUUGCCCAGCAACAGUGCGUCGGCCCUCUUCACACCCCAUUGGCCGACGUGGCUGUUGUCGCUCUGUCACCGUUCAGCCUCGAAGGAGCAGCCACUGCCAUCGGAGAGCAGCCAGUGAAAGGCCUGGUCUGUCCUGCAGCCGGAGCUCGCAUGGCUGUCGGAGAGGCUCUGACCAAUCUGGUGUUUGCCAGAGUCACGGCUCUGAAGGAUGUGAAGUGUAGCGGUAACUGGAUGUGGGCUGCUAAGCUGCCCGGUGAGGGAGCCUGUCUGUGGGAGGCCUGCAACGCCAUGUGUGAGGUCAUGGGCCAGCUGGGAGUGGCCAUCGAUGGGGGCAAAGACUCUCUGAGUAUGGCCGCCAGAGUCGGCAAAGAGACGGUCAAAGCUCCAGGUGCUCUGGUUAUUUCGGCAUAUGCAGUUUGUCCUGACAUCACAGCCACUGUGACGCCCGACCUCGAGGAUCCAGAUGGAAAAGGCGUGUUGUUGUGGGUUCCUCUCAGUCCGGGCCGUCAUCGUCUGGGAGGCUCUGCCUUGGCUCAGUGCUACAGCCAGCUGGGAGACUGCUCUCCUGACCUGGAGCAGCCACAACUAUUGACUGCCUGCUUCAACACCACACAGACGCUCACACACGAUCGUCUGCUGAGUGCAGGACAUGACGUCAGCGACGGAGGCCUCAUUUCCUGUUUGCUAGAAAUGGCGUUUGCAGGAAACCGUGGGAUGGAUGUGGAGCUGACGUCACAGGGAGCUGGAGUCAUGGAGCUGCUGUUCAGCGAGGAGCUGGGUUUGGUUCUGGAGGUUUCACAGCUCGACGUAGAAAAAGUGUGUCAGAGAUACAGCGACGCAGGCGUGCAGUGUCAUUGUGUCGGCAAAACCUGCGGCUUCGGACCAGACGCUGUGGUCAGCGUUCGUGUGGACGGACAGGAAGUGCUGAGAGAGCCGCUGCCGAGCCUCAGAGCAUUAUGGGAGGACACCAGUUUCCAGCUGGAGCGCCUCCAGGCCAACGAGAUCUGUGUUAAACAGGAAGAAGAGGGGCUAGCCAAGAGGACACAACCCCACUUCAAACUGACCUUUGACCCCUCUGAAAUGCCGACUAUCAGCCAGCUCAGUGCAGGGCAGCCUCGUGUAGCUGUGGUCAGAGAAGAGGGCAGUAACGGAGACCGAGAGAUGUCUGUUUCUCUUUAUAUGGCCGGCUUUGAGGUGUGGGAUGUCAACAUGCAGGACCUGUGCUCCGGCUCUCUAACUCUGGAGUCGUUCAAAGCGGUCGUGUUUGUUGGUGGAUUCAGCUACGCGGAUGUUCUUGGAUCAGCUAAAGGUUGGGCUGCUACUGUUGCAUAUAACCCGAAGGCCAAGGCUGAGUUUGAUCGCUUCCGGCGGCGAGACGACACGCUGAGUCUGGGCGUGUGUAACGGCUGCCAGCUGCUCGCCCUGCUGGGCUGGGUGGGAGAGGGCGAGGAUGGAGCAGAGAGUGAAGUAGUGCUGACCCAUAAUAAGUCUGGCAGGUUUGAGUCUCGGUUCGUCAGCGUUGGGAUCCAGAAGUCCCCGUCCAUCUGGCUCAGAGGCAUGGAGGGCUCGGCUCUGGGAGUCUGGGUUGCACACGGAGAAGGUCUGGUGCAAUUUCGUAGCUCUCUGGCUCAGGACCAGAUCAUUUCUGGUGGGCUCGCCCCCGUUCGUUACCUUGACGACAGCGGUCACCCCACUGAAGACUACCCUCUGAACCCGAACGGCUCCCCGCAGGGCAUAGCGGGGCUCUGCUCCAGGGACGGGAGACACCUGGCCAUGAUGCCGCACCCGGAGCGCUGCACCCUGGGCUGGCAGUGGCCCUGGGCUCCGAGGGACUUCAGACCGUCUCUCACACCGUCACCAUGGUUACGUAUGUUUAAGAACGCAGCCGCCUGGUGCAGCAACACAGAGUGAUAGUACUCUGUUUACAUUUCUGGAACUGUCAGAGUAGUAUUAUUGUCUUUUUGGGGUCAACUGAAACUGUUUACAAUACCCAGUCAUGUAAUACACAUUUUUACUACCUGUGGUACUUUUUGUUGGCUUUAUUUCUGAUGCCUGCUGUAAUACUUUAUGAUUUUGAUAUUGUGAAUUAUUGUUGUACCAGUCUGGUCUGCUGAUUAUAUCACUGUUUCUCAGACAAAAUUUUAGAAAUAAAAUUUGCUAAUAAAUACAUAAUGUAACAGCAGAAGUA
This is a messenger RNA of Plectropomus leopardus (leopard coralgrouper), 4397 nucleotides long. RefSeq names its product phosphoribosylformylglycinamidine synthase (gene pfas). The record is from RefSeq and is a predicted model, not a curated record. Gene Ontology annotation, cellular component: cytoplasm. Gene Ontology annotation, biological process: 'de novo' IMP biosynthetic process. Gene Ontology annotation, molecular function: phosphoribosylformylglycinamidine synthase activity. Lineage: Eukaryota; Metazoa; Chordata; Actinopteri; Perciformes; Serranidae.